AUGCCAUCAAAGACGAUAUUGUCGAGUCACAGGUUUAUUGAAACAAAACGAAAAGAAGAGGAGCAAGCUGUCGAAAAAAAUAAGGAAUUCGAAAGAGUUUUAGCUGCUAAUAAGAAUAAGCGCCUUAGUCCAGGGAGUUUUAUCAGUUACAAUGGCCCUAGUCUCAAUGACAACAGUUCUACACACUACGCUAAUGCUGGUCCUGUUGUUAAAUUGCCGGUGGAAACAAAAAUUGUCAUGCGAAUGGAUGCGUGCAGUAAAUGUGCACGGCCUCCAACGAAAAAACCAGAAAAAGUGAUCAUGGACAAGAUUGAUGCGCUUGAUAAGGAGACGACCGAAUUGCGUACACGUGCUCAGAAACUGGCACGACGGGAAGCUCAACGUGUAGAGCUUCUUGAAAGAGCGGAGAUGGCUUGGAAAGACCUUGAAAUGGGCUACCAGAGGCGACUCGCUGCUGCUGAGGAAAAGGAGGAAGACAUGACUAAACAUAUUCAGAAAUUGAUUCAAGAACGCAAUGGUUACAAAAAUGCCUGCACCACUUUAGCUAAACAACUGAAAGAGAAAGGAGAUAUAGCGGAAAAGGAUCGCGUUUUACUCACCACGUUCGAGAAAGAUGUGUGCAAGAAUGCUUGUGAUCGUCUGCGGCUCAGUGAAGAAGCUGCACAGCUCGAUGCAGAACUUGCCGAGCUGCAAUGUAAAAGCACGCAGCUGGACAGAGAUCUUCAGUUCAAGGAAGAACAAGUCCGAGGCAGGCUACAAAACUUGGAGAACGAAGUAGACUGUGCUCGAGCUUUGACUUAUGAGGCAGAGCGCACGAUACAUGCUGAACUUAGCGCUCUGCGGGAUCAGAUCACUGCCGUGUCCGCUCAACUCCUCCAGGAAGAUGAGGAUAACACUCUUAUAAAGGAAGAGUUGGAGCAACUACGAUCCGAGAAAAUGGGUUUAGUGGAGGACCUAGAAGGGUGUCAGGCACUAUGCAAUCAGGGUACUCAAAACAAAAUUGAUGAGUUGAAUAAAAAGCGAGAACAGUUGCGUGAACUCCAGGAGAAGGUUAUGGAGUGUCAAUGCAAGGUGCCCGUGGACGCGGCAAUCGAAGUGAAACGUACUCCUUCUCUUGUAGCACUAUGCAAGUGCAUGCCAGAAGACAAGUUUUCGGAAUCAUGUUCAUGCUCGUCGCUUCGCACCACUCUCUUGACAAAUUUGCUAUCGGACUUGUUCAGUGGGUUGCAGUCUGAACUCGGCGGUAGUUGUGCCCAAAUGCCGUGUCAGCUGUUGAAGUGUCUGGAAGAUAAACACAAUUGGGACAAGUCAAGUGUAAUCAAGACUAACCUUCAAAACUACUUCUCGAAGCUGCUUGUUGGCGAAUUAGAUAUUGCGAUAGCCACCUCAAUUGAGAAAUACCAUGCUAGGUGGGUAGGUGCAUCGUGCGCGGAUGCGGUUCGCCAGAUAACCAAAUGUUGCGGGGCCGACACCGACAGCAAUCCAGAUCGUAUCAUAGAGAAACGGGCACAGAAAUUGGCAGCGAGACUCGCUGAGAAGUUGUUCCAAGAGCGUGCAGAUCAGCUGGCCGCCAAGGCUAAAGAAGUACUGAAGACGGGGCCGCCGCCUUGCGAGUGCAGUGGUCGUUCCGGGUAUCUGUUUGUAAUAGCUGCUGUGUAUCCGUGUUUCGUGAAGCAGCCAAUAAUAGGAGGUGCUCAGUCGAAUACAAGCGGGGUAGCAACGCCAGCGUACUGGCGUCGUACACAUCAAAAUGUCACACAAUUAAGGACGCAAAUAGAAGAUCUGAAAAAGAUACCAGAUACAACAAAUGAUGAUAAAUGCAUCAUAGAUGCUCAAAAGAUAAACAACAAACAACAACAACAACAUAUUUCCAGACGUCCACAUACUGAACAGACUAACAAACGUUCGCCAGGCACAAAACUCAAUAGUAUAAAGAAAAAACAGACAGAUUCUAAUUACCAAAAGAAAACAACGAAAAACAUUACUUUGGGCUUGCAAAUGGAUAAGCAACCUAGACCAGUGAAAAAGCUAGAGCAGUCAUACGCAGUCCAUUUUUGUGUAUGUGGGACUCAAAAAGAAACAAACAAAACUCCCAAACCAGGACAUAAAGAUAUAAAUAGCUUGAAAGAACAGCGAUCAAUAAAACCAUUGAUCGAUGACAGAUUUCCAGAAAUGACUGACAUCAAGCAAAUGAAAAAAAUAAUAAGACCCUUGCAAUCAGAAAAUAUAAAAUAUUGCCGCAGUGAUGUUGCUUGCUUUCACAAACCACCUUCAAAUACUUCAAUAGAUAAUCUACUUAGCACUUUAGUUAGGUGGAAGUGUGACCUAUUUAAAUUAAGUAGUAAAACUAAUAAAAAUAAAGUGAUCGAUAAUAGUUUAGAGGAAAACAAAAGAGUUGAAGAUAUUACUAAAACAGUCGUUGAUGAAAAAUCGAUAAAAGACACUAGUAUAUUAAUGCCUCAAAAUGUAUCUGUUAAAACUUUGGUUAGUCAAGCUGAUCCAAAUUCUACAAAGAAAGUAGUAGCAAAUAUUUCGAAAGCCACUGAUGCGCAAAAAGAUUUACCAGCAACUACGAAUUCAGUAUAUAUGGGUGCUAUCAAUCUAGAAAAGAGUGACGAAAAUUUUUGCAAAUGUGUAAUUGAUGUUAAGAAUACAUCGGAGUUUCCAUAUAAUUGUAUAGAUUCCCAAUUAUGUGAUUGUAUGAAUAUUAUUCAUCAACACAAAAUUAUUUCAGAAAAUAAUAAGGUGGCCUCAGAAACCCAACAGAAAAACUCACAUUUUAAUUCAAGAAACUCUUCUAAUCAACUAACUUCUUCCAAUAUCAAAGGAAACGUAAGUAAUGCGGACAGCAAACAUAUUUCAAAGGCAUCGUUGUUAUUUCCAGAGGAUUCUCAAUAUCGUAUAACCUUUCUGGGAGCUACAUUAACAAACAAUUGUACUAAAAAAGAUAUCGUUGCAAAAGAAAACACUUGUUAUAAUGUUCAUCAUACAAUAAUUAAAAAACAUGACGCAAAAAGUAUAAAAAUCCCGGAUAAUGCAUGGUGCAAUAAGCAUAUAAAAGCAAGUGGUAACUGCAACGGAGAUGAGAUUACUUUUUCUAAUACACUGAAUUCUCCAGAAACUAAAAUAAAUUCAUGUGAUUGUAAUGUUAAAUGUGAAGAAUUUAAAAACUUCGUAAAUGACGUGUUAAGUAAACAUCAUGAAGAAAUUAAGAAGCAUGAAAACAAAGCGUUGGAUACACAUAGUUUAAAAAAUUCUAAACUGGAAAAUUGUAUAUGUUGUAAUAUCAAAGGAGAUGAGUCAAAAGAAUUAGAAGUCAAUACAUUUCAUUUAUUGGAAGAGCAUUUAAAAAAUAAACUAGAUGAAUUUAAUAGAACGACAUGUAAAUCAUCAUGCAUAUCAUCUGUUGAACAAGAAAAAUUAUUUUCUACCAUUUUGCAACGCGUGCGACAACUUAUUUCAGAUAGUACUCUAAGUAUUACUUGUAAGUGUAUUAAUGAAGGACCAUCACAGGGAAGUUGGCAUAGAGCAUACAUGUUAUUACAAGAAUAUUUGAAGAUUAAAAUAAACAAAGUGCAAUGUAUGUGUCAAUUACCUCAAGACAAUGAGCAAAUAUUUUUACCAGAUGUUUUGGAAAAGGUUUGCAAUUUAAUAGACAGUGAUUUUAAACGCUUAAAAGAUUUAUGUAAAUGUAAGUCUGAAAGACACGAGUCAGUAAAAAAUGCGGAGGUCGGUGCCCAAGAUACAAUACCUGAAAAAGAUCCUAAUAACACUAAUCUUAUUUUGUUCAACGAAAAAAAAACUUCAUGUAAAUCAAUGAUACCGUCUCAACCUGCAGCGUCACAAGUAUCUUCUAAUUUCGGAAUAACUACGAGAUCUUGUAGCACUAAUAAUAAAAAUGUAGCAGAAAACUUUACUAGCCCUUGUUCAGAUUUAGACUUUAAAAUAUACUCUACUUCAUUUUCUAAUCCUACAACUCAUGCUGAUUUUAAAAUCAAGGGAAUUUUGAAUAAUAAGUACAAAAAUUAUACGAAAGAAAAUGCACUCCAAGAUCAUGUAAAUCUACAUACAAAAAUUUCCACAGAAAAACCCAUUGGAAAUAAAAACCUUGAUUAUGAUGUAAAUUUUUGUGCAACGCAGUCCCCGUACAUAGGUUAUACAGUAGAUUGUUCGUGUAAUAAAACUCUAGGGACUUGUUCUUGUUCUAAGUCGGUAGUAUUGAAAAACACCGAGAAUAUAAAAAAUAUUUGGACUAAAUUAACAAGUAAGAAAAUCAAUCAUAAAGAUCACUCAUAUAUAAUGAACGCUAUACCUAUCAAAACUGAAGAAAUAGACGAAUCGACAGAAAGAAAUGAAACUGAUCUCAAAAUACCAACUGAAAAAUCAUUAUGUGAUGCAAAAAUAAACGUACAUUACAGUGAAGAUAUAACUCUAAAAAUUUCCAAUGGAAAAUUAACCAAAAUUUAUGUACCAAGUACUACAACUACCACAUCUGAUGACUAUGUAAGUCUUUUAGCAGAAGAACCAAUAGAUUGGCGUGACUGUAACAGUACAAACACGAAUUCUCAUAAAGUAAUUAAUCCCAGUGAUAACAAGUGGACUAAUUCCCUGUAUUAUCCCAUUCACACUUCAAAAAGUCAUAAAAAAAAUAAAACCAAUGAAAAAUUUGAUCAAGUCAAUUUAUCUUCUUCAUUGUCUUCAAAUUGUGAUUGCAACAUGGUCCCGUUAUGUCACGUAAAAAUGUUAGUGGAAAAUAUUGAGAAGAAAAUUAUCAACUCGAAGUGUACUUGUGAUUCUCUAUGUUCUAAAAUAUGUCCCGAGCAUUCAAAAAGAAACAUCUAA
Molecule: messenger RNA, 4842 nt
Organism: Diatraea saccharalis (sugarcane borer)
Lineage: Eukaryota; Metazoa; Arthropoda; Insecta; Lepidoptera; Crambidae
Source: the annotation of a GenBank genome assembly